Messenger RNA from Penicillium oxalicum, 972 nucleotides. Its product is annotated as NifU family protein. The coding region runs from base 1 to 972 and encodes 323 amino acids. The transcript has 3 exons. The record is from RefSeq and is a predicted model, not a curated record. Gene Ontology annotation, cellular component: mitochondrion. Gene Ontology annotation, biological process: iron-sulfur cluster assembly. Gene Ontology annotation, molecular function: iron-sulfur cluster binding; iron ion binding. NCBI's taxonomy places the organism in Eukaryota, Fungi, Ascomycota, Eurotiomycetes, Eurotiales, Aspergillaceae.
AUGUCUGCUCGACUGACAUCAACGAAACUUCUCCGACAAGCUUUGAGCAGUACUCGGCGCACCCUCCUCGGCGCCGAGGUCUGCUCACGAAAUGCCGGCGCCGCGACAUUCGGCGCAUACCGAAACGUUUCUAGCGCUGCCCGCCUGCCGACCCUGACAGCAUCGGAAACUCGCCGUCGGCCUACUGUACGGCCAUAUCAGCAGCCUGUGAUUCAAAAUGGAGCCAACGGCAUGUCACCGACGAGCAAGCGCACCAUUUUCAUUCAAACAGAGAACACACCCAACCCUGAUGCUUUGAAGUUCAUCCCCAACCAUCGCGUCCUUCCUGAAGACUUUCCGACUACUUUUCUCGAGUAUCUCUCCCCGCGCUCCACACUCUCUCCGCCCCAUCCCUCCCCACUCGCUGCCAAGCUGCUCGAUGUUGAGGGGGUGACUUCGGUCUUCUACGGUCCCGAUUUCAUCACCGUCACCAAGUCCAGUGAUGCGCAGUGGGCGCACAUCAAGCCCGAAAUAUUCAGCUUAAUUACGCAAGCCGUGACCGCUGGUGAGACAAUCGUCACCACCGUGGAGUCUGUCAAUGCGGAUGGUACACAGGACAGCGCAAGCGACUCUUUGUCUUACAACGAGGAUGAUGACGAGGUCGUCAGCAUGAUCAAGGAACUUCUGGAGACUCGCAUUCGACCAGCGAUUCAGGAAGACGGAGGAGAUAUUGAGCUGAGAGGCUUCGAGGACGGAAUCGUGUUGCUCAAGUUGCGAGGUGCAUGCCGCACCUGCGAUUCAAGUACUGUGACCUUGAAGAACGGUAUCGAGUCGAUGCUGAUGCACUACAUUGAAGAAGUGAAGGGUGUGGAGCAAGUGAUGGAUCCCGAGGAGGAGAUUUCCAUGCACGAAUUUGCCAAGUUCGAGGAGAAGCUGCGUCAGCAGAAAGGCGCUGGUGCCACCGCCAGCAGUCCCAUCGACACUGCACCAUAG